Messenger RNA from Bufo gargarizans (Asiatic toad), 1690 nucleotides. RefSeq names its product ribonuclease P/MRP subunit p40 (gene RPP40). NCBI's taxonomy places the organism in Eukaryota, Metazoa, Chordata, Amphibia, Anura, Bufonidae. Gene Ontology annotation, cellular component: multimeric ribonuclease P complex; ribonuclease MRP complex. Gene Ontology annotation, molecular function: ribonuclease MRP activity; ribonuclease P activity. The record is from RefSeq and is a predicted model, not a curated record. The transcript is spliced from 8 exons. Gene Ontology annotation, biological process: tRNA 5'-leader removal; endonucleolytic cleavage in ITS1 to separate SSU-rRNA from 5.8S rRNA and LSU-rRNA from tricistronic rRNA transcript (SSU-rRNA, 5.8S rRNA, LSU-rRNA); tRNA 3'-end processing. Bases 328 to 1407 code for a protein of 359 amino acids.
UUAACAUCUGGACUGUUGAGGGCACAGCACAGUUCUAUGUUAUGUUUGUGUCAGACUGAACUGCACUGAGCUUCUAGGACAUUGUUUGGGACUACUGGACCAGAGUUGUCCUACCAUGUACUUCACAGACGCGCUGCAAGCUUGAGCCCUGGCAUAUAAACAGUGCACCAUGGACUCUCCACCAGCAGAUGGCAGUGUGUGGUACACACCGGGCAGGAAAUGUCGUGCGCUUCCCGCCCCUUCCUCGUAUGUUUAGUUCAUGAGGGAAUGGGUUUUAAUAACAUAUCUAGAAGAAGACAGUCCUAAUAAUUAUCUGAGGGGGCGAACAUGUUCCCCGCACUGCAGGCAUGUCCUCGGCAUCUGCUGGUGUGUGAGAAGUCCAGCUUCCUGCAAGAGAAGUCCCGGCACAGCACGCACGUGGAGACGCAUUACUACAACUGCAGCGUAUCUGUUUUGUUACCUGAAUGCGGUCUUCUCCCAUUAAAAAUAAAGCACAUCAUUGAUGGUCUGGGAAGCUAUUAUUUGGUGAAGAACCUGCCCCUGCAUGAAUUUCUAACACAGGAAUUUAACGACACAUGCAUAAAGAAAGGUUUGUUUUAUGCACUUUCUCAUAACACAAGAAUUGACCAAGAUAACGUUGCUGCAGUGCUUCCAUCAGGAAAACUGAUUGUAUCCGUAAAUAAAGACACCUAUGAAGAGCUGGGUCUGCAGGGCAAGCCCUCCCUAUAUUCAGGGAAAAAUGCCAUGCGAUAUAUUGUUACAAUUGAUCUGACAGACAGUGCAAUGUCACCUGAUGGCAAGAAGUUCCAGCGUGUGAGGUGGGCCUUGACUGAGAAAAAACCUCUGGCUUUUGAUUUUCUACUUGCUUGGGAUAAUCCAGAAGGACCAUCCAUAUUAUCUUAUUUUGCUAAAUAUGUUGUUAAGGAGUGUCCUUUCAAGAUAACUUCUCAUGUUUCAAGGGAUCUACAGUGUCCUGUGUUGAAGAGUGAAGAGCUGCUUGGUAAGGAAGAGGAGUCAUGCAGCGCAACUGAGUUUUUUGAAUGGCUUGGCGCCAUCAGCAAUGAUAUUGACUGUGAGAAUACGUCUUCUAGCUUCAUAUCAAGUUUUUGCUGCCCAGAGCCAAGCCUUUCAGUUGGACAAGCACAUUUAUGUACGAUUGCUGGCUUUAUAACACCAUCGAAAAUCCAGCAGUUGAUGGAGCAUCUACGUGAAUAUUUCAAUGAACCAAAGUUGAGUCAGUGGGUUUCCCUCAUGGUACAUGGUUUUGCAGAUAGUCCUGUUUCUUGGAAAGAAAGCGAACAUGGCUUCUUUAAAGGCGGCGAACAUCUGUACAGCUUUGUCAUCUUUAAUAAUGAGGACUAUUGGCUGCAAAUGGCUGUUGGAGCACAUGAUGGCUGCCCACCCUAAUAUGGAUCGGAAUUAUUUAUUUCCAAUGUAAUAGGUUUACAUAUUACUAAAUGGUUUAUUUACAAAGGAGCAUGUAUGUAUGUUCAUUUUAUUGUAAGUUCUUGGGGCACAGAUUGUGUCUGAUCCUGAAAAUAAAGGGAACUUUUUUUUUUUUUUUUAUGACCUGUAUUACCUUAUAGGUUUGAGCAAAUCGAGCUACGUAUCAGAGAUCCGAAGUCGAUUAGUUCAAACACUUCGGUUUUAAUGCUGUCUGAGACCUGUCUGCCUGUACAGCAUUAAAAUG